Nicotiana attenuata is the source of this 893-nucleotide messenger RNA. RefSeq names its product miraculin-like. Bases 64 to 735 code for a protein of 223 amino acids. Gene Ontology annotation, molecular function: endopeptidase inhibitor activity. NCBI's taxonomy places the organism in Eukaryota, Viridiplantae, Streptophyta, Magnoliopsida, Solanales, Solanaceae. The transcript has a single exon. The record is from RefSeq and is a predicted model, not a curated record.
CAGUUCAGAGCUCAUCCAUCACCAAUUAAUAAGCGCAGCUAGUGCUAAUUCAAAGAAUUGAAAAUGAAGAUGUUUAUUUUGCUUUCGUUCCUCCAUCUCCUUAUCGCCUUUUCCUCUUGUAAUGCUAGAAUAACAACUCCGAACCAGCUCUUGCCUCCUCCGGUGCGUGACAAUCAAGGCGAGAUUCUCACAUCAGACUCCAGGUACUUCAUGUUGCCUGGAGCUGGUGGUGGCGGAGUAACACGAGACUUGGGAAAUGGAACUGAAGCCAACUCCAAUUUUGUGUGUCCAUUUCAGGUGGUGCAGUCCCGAAAAGAUCUAGACCCCGGCAUGCCUGUGUUUCUAAAACCUCGUAAUAACCAAGUUAAAAAGAUCACUGAAUCAACUUCUCUUAACAUCAAGUUCUAUCUUAAUCCAACUUUCGCAUGUGCUGACAACUUAGUGUGGAUGGUUGAAGGUUUUCCAGGGACACAGAGUCCGUUUUUCUUGUCAACUAACGGAGUAGAAGGAGAUCCCUUACAAAUGACCAGCUGGUUUCAGAUUAAGAAAUUUAAUGAUCAUCCUACUGAUUAUUCUUACAAGGUGGUGUUUUGUCCAUGGGGAGAAUCCUUCUGCAAUGACAUUGGAAUCGAGGUAGUUGACCGACAAAGGCGUUUGGCUUUGACUUUGAGCCCCAAUAAUACCUUCCGAUUUUUAUUCGUAAAGGAUACAAGCGACCGAAUGUCGAUUAUAUGAUGCGAAUCAUAAAUCUGGGUAGCUCUUGUAUUGUAAUAAAUAAUAAUCUUAUGCAUGCGUAGACUGCAUAUAUAUGUCCAUGCAUAAGACAAUUUCAUUCGUAAUAAUGAGGAGUAUUGAAAUCUUAAUGAAUACUAAAUCCCCUGUUCUUUUCGUAA